UUUUUGCAUGAAAAAAAAAAACACUCUAAAACUGCUGAUUAACGUACGUUAUGGGCUAUGUUAUGACUAUUCAUAUUAGUUAUACAGCCAGUCACCCUUAAAUCCGGUAAAAAAUCUUUGUGAAAAUGAGUUUUUAUGAACGAGAGGAAUUGGGAACCACAACUGUCGCUCUACAUUUCCGGUUUUAUCGCAACAUGGCGGCCGCCAAGAGGGGUAUUUUGUCAAGAGACCAUGGUCUCUUGAUUUUGUGCAUAGUCUGGCUUUUCUUAUUUCUCAUAGUUGCCGAUUCUAUCAAUGCUGUGAAGAAAGACAAAGAAAAAGAUAAGACAGAGAAAGUCAAGAACAAGAUAGGGAAGAGUGUGUUAGACUACAGUGAAGCCGAUAUUGAAAAACUUCUAGACCAAUGGGAUGAGAAUGAUGAUGAUCAAGAGGAUGAUGAUAAAUAUGAUGAUGAUGAUCCUCGUAAACCAAGUCCCAAGAUGUCUCAGCUGGAUCCAAGUAAAAUCAAGGAUGAUCCCAUGGCAUUCAUAAAAAUGUCCAAAAAAGGCAAAACUAUCAUGAUGUUUGCAUCAAUAGCAGGAAAUCCCUCAAAAAAGACAACUGAUACAAUAUCACUUAGGUGGCAAUCCAGUCUACAUAAUGCACAUCUAGAAGUACAGAGGUACAUUGUUGCAGAUGACCGGAUAUUAUUUCUUCUGAAAGAUGGUAGCAUGGCGUGGGAUGUAAAGGACUUCCUUGUCACUCAGCCUGAGUGUAAAGUAGUUGAAUUUGAGAAUCAAAAAUUCCCUGGUGUUGGUGCAAGCCCUGCUGACUCUAUUAAAAGAAAAUCAGAGCUAUGACUCCAUUCCCUGCAUAGCUCAACAGUGCCAUGCGUGACCAUGAAGAAACCCUCCAAGUUGCUCUCCCAAGAGAGCAAAAGGUCAACUUCUGAGCCUCAAUAGAAACAUAAGAAAGCUCUGUUAAUGUGAUCAUAGCCCCUUUCUUUAUCAUGAUUCAGAUAGGUUUUCAAAACAUUUGUGCAAUUCUUUCCUUCAUUCCUUCUUUCUUUAUCAUGAUAUUAUGGUCUGAUGUAAUGACUGGAUAUGAUCCUCAUUUAGUUUUUCUUCAACUUUUACCCUUACAAAGAUUAUUUCCUAAAUGCCUUGCUCUUUUCCUGUGUAUGCUUUUCAGUAGCGAGACAGUUUGUAAUGGCAAAACAACAAGUAUAUGCACAUCUUUUUUAAAAAAUUCAAAACAUGUUGGAGGGGCUUUAUGUAUUGGGUAAUUGUCUUUAUAUACUGUAAGCAUCAACAAGUUAUCUUACAGUUCAGCAUGUCUUUAACUGAUAGCGGACUUGCGCUUAGAGAUCGUGUGACCUUUUGGAUGACAAACUAACAUGCAUUUAGCAGCAAGAAAAAGCAAAUCUUUUAGCACUUAUGAGGGGGUUAGUUUUUUUUAUUCAAAGAUUUCAUUUUUUCAUCUUGCAUGGCAGGCACUGUCAUUUCUGUGUUUAUUUUAGCUUGAAUUGCCACCAAAAGGUCAUAUGAUCUCUUAGUGCAAGUGCCUUGUCGAGCAACAAAAUCCUCCAAGUUGUCUCCCUUUCAAACAAUCCCAGGCACCAGAGUUGUUGCUUGAGAUGUGUUGGUUUGUUGUAAAAUGUGCAACAUUCAAAAAUUUUGUUGCAAGAAGUAAAUGCUUCUACUUUCUGCAACAAACUUAGGUGCAUUGGUAAUAUAAGAGAAAGGCCACAUGCUCAUAACUAAUUAUAGUUUAUCCAGAUUCUGUUUAAAAAGCCAUAAGGAUACAGUAUUGGGAGGAAAAAAUUCUCAAAUCAAUAUGUCGUUUGCUUCAAAUUGCUGUUAGAUUUUACUAACCUAGAUUUUACAGAUCAUUGAAAACCAAUAUGUCAAAACUCUCAUAGUCCUACCAUACAAAUCUUGAAGAAAGUAGCAAUGCUCACGUGGGUGAUAGAAACAGACCUAUCAAGUCUCCACUUUCAGCGUGAGACUUUUUUGAUGUUUCAGCAAUGCUGCCUUUAUCAGGAUUAACCGUUAAUCCUGAUGAAAUCACCAUUGCCGAAAACGUUGAAAAAAAUACAACCCAGUGAUUCAAGAAAUUGCUAUAUAUAUAUAUAAUCAUAGGAUAAUCACUGCACAGGACCAAAUACACUUCAGCGUGACAAUCAUGCAGUUAAAUAUUCAUUUGGGUUACAAAAAUUUCAAGUAAAAACGCUUUUCCUUUCUUUAGUUUAGGUAGGGAACCUCUAUGCCCCAUCUCUCACUCGCACAGCCCUCCACGCUAUGGCCGCUUCCCAGAAAUCUCACUCUUUCAGGAAAUUCUAACUUGAGAGGUCUGUAGAAACUAUAUUAAAAAUCAACCAGUUGUAGCAGAUAACAGCAACUGAGUGUUGUUUUACUCAUUCCGCAUCCCGGUUGACUAAUUAAACUUUGUCUUAGUGGCCAAGGUUGCAAUCACCAGCUUUUAUAUAAUUUAAAAGUAACAAGUUGAAUUGUUAGUGUAAAAACGCAAUGACUUCGUAUCCUCUGAACUUGUCAUUUAGUCUAUAACUAUUGUGUGAAGCGUUCAUAAAAAUUUAUAGUACUUCA
Nematostella vectensis (starlet sea anemone) is the source of this 2585-nucleotide messenger RNA. Its product is annotated as LDLR chaperone boca. The record is from RefSeq and is a predicted model, not a curated record. NCBI's taxonomy places the organism in Eukaryota, Metazoa, Cnidaria, Anthozoa, Actiniaria, Edwardsiidae. The transcript is spliced from 3 exons. Gene Ontology annotation, biological process: protein folding. The coding region runs from base 126 to 839 and encodes 237 amino acids.